AUGUGUAACCCCCCAGUCACCGCGAUUUGCCCGCGGAUCAUCUGGGCAGCAGCUGGGCAGCUCUAUAGGCUGAGGGGCUCCCUCACUGCAACCUCGUCUGUGGGACACUCAGGGAAGAGGGGACCUUGGUCUGAGGGGCCAGCAGCUGGGCUCACUCUCACUUGCUACUCAGCGAUCUCAGGGGACCGGAUGACCAGGAGAACAGGAGCCCUGUGGGUCCUACAGCACUGGCCUCAAGGACCCCUCAGAGGUGGCUUCCAUUCAAGCCAGGGAGGACUCUCCUUGCCGAAGGUGCUCACAGUGUCUCCUUCUCCCUCUUCCAGGUGCCCUCCUUGCCUGCCUUCCUGCCCGCACUCCCACCUGCAGACCCUGACCUGUGUCACCAUGCCUCGGAGGCACAAGAACAAGUACCAUGCCCACGGGAAACGCCACCAGAUCUGGGGGACCACUAAGGAGGCCCAGGCCAGUGCUGCUGCAGCCCCAGAAGAGGAGUGCCCCUCCUCCCCCUCUUCUGUCCCUAAGGGUUCUCCCCCGAGCACCCCUGAUACUGGCAAUCACCAGGAGCUUCAGGGAGCCAUGGCCCCUAGCUCUCCUGAUGCAGGGCCUACCUGCGUAGAAUCUGAUGAAGGUGCCCAGGGCCCAGAGGAGGAAAGUGCAGGUGCUUCCCAGGUGGCGCCUGCCAUGGAGAGCACUUUCAAAGAUCCUCUGGCCAGGAAGGCCAAGAUGCUGGUGGAAUUCCUGCUGGAGAAAUACAUCAAGAAGGAGCCCAUCACGCAGAAGGCCCUGAUGAAAGUCGUCAGCAGGAAGUACAGGCAGCACUUCCCCGAAAUCCUCAGGAUAGCCUCUGAGCGCGUGGAGCUGGUGUUUGGCCUGGAGCUGAAGGAAGUCGACCGCAGCAAGAACAUCUACGUCCUCAUCAGCAAGCUCAGCCUCGGGGGCGACGAAGGUCCAAAUGAUGAGGGUGGGGUUCCCAAGUCCGGUCUCCUCAUGUUGCUCCUGGGGGUCAUCUUCAUGAAUGGUAACCGGGCCACCGAGGAGGAGGUCUGGGAAUUCCUCAAUAUCUUGGGAAUCUAUGCUGGGAGGAGACACUGGAUCUUUGGGGAGCCUAGGAGGCUCAUCACCAAAGAUCUGGUGCAGAAGGAAUACCUGAACUACCGCCAGGUGCCCAAUAGUGAUCCUCCACGCUAUGAGUUCCUGUGGGGCCCGAGAGCUUGUGCUGAGACCAGUAAGAUGAAGGUACUGGAGGUUCUGGCCAAGAUCCUCCAUUCGGUCCCUAGUUCCUUCCCAGACCUCUAUGAGGAGGCUCUGAGAGAUCAGGCGGAGAGAGCAGGGCCGAGAGGCGCGGCCAGGACUCCAACCGUGGAGGCCAGUGCCCCUUCCAGGGCCAAGUCCUGCAGCUCCUCCCACAUCUAG
Molecule: messenger RNA, 1413 nt
Organism: Dama dama (fallow deer)
Lineage: Eukaryota; Metazoa; Chordata; Mammalia; Artiodactyla; Cervidae
Product: melanoma-associated antigen B4-like
Biological process (GO): negative regulation of transcription by RNA polymerase II
Cellular component (GO): nucleus
Source: RefSeq, a predicted model, not a curated record